Messenger RNA from Zea mays, 834 nucleotides. RefSeq lists its product as uncharacterized. The record is from RefSeq and is marked validated. The transcript has 2 exons. Lineage: Eukaryota; Viridiplantae; Streptophyta; Magnoliopsida; Poales; Poaceae. The coding region runs from base 184 to 474 and encodes 96 amino acids.
CGGAUUUCCCCCUCCUCGACCGUCGUCAAUAUCGCACGGUUCACCGGCCACGCUCUCUCGCUUUCCAAGGACCGCCGGGUCCGCUCCGUCCCCCGUCUGGCAGUGGCCUCCUCGCCGCCCUCGGCGCCGCCUGGCCACGCCUUAUCCAGAUCCAGGAUUCAAAGAAACCAUUACUUCACCACCAUGGUUCUUGAUUCAUUGUCAUCUCCGCACAGGAGGUCCCAAAACAUAUUCUUCGUGUCAUCAUCAAAAAAGCCUCAGUCAUCUCGUGAUGACAGUUGGUCUGCACUGGUUGAGCGGCACCGGUUCCUCCUGACAACACUUCUUGUGCUUGCCUUCCUAUGCAGUAUCUAUCUGUACUUUGCAGUGACCUUGGGGGCAUCAGAUGCGUGCAGUGGUUUGACAGGAGGGGCACAGAAGAUCGAGUGCCAGGCAAGAUCAGUGCUGCAACAUGGAAAGUUGAAAUUCCGCUGACUUCGGAGUCUCAUUGAUGAAGACCAAAUUAUUGAGUUUAUUUGCACUCUGGUCACAGGUCUUAUUCUUCAUACCAUGAAUCUGUAUAUUAUUGGUGGUGGCUGGUUUGUAUUCAUGCUGAUGUUAUUGGGCCACAACAUUUAUUGUACUGGUAGAGAUAAAUCUAAUAGUGAUAGCGUUGAGUUUGUGGAAAGUGGAAACUGGUAUAAGGGUAGGUCUAUAUUGUUCUUUUAACAAUCAUGGUGCCUAUAAUUCGUCCAGGAGACCUUGGUAUUGUCUCCCGUGUGACAUGUGACACAGUCAGAUUGAUACUGUGCUACCUGAGCACCCUUUGAUCUUUAAGUACUGAUUAAUUUCGUU